AUGGCUUUGCGGUACCAGCAGCAGGAGAGGCAACAGCAGCGCUACAAACGGUGCCGCGAAGAUGAGCACCAGCUGGAGGAGGACACGAGCAAACGGCGCGACCACUUUCAGGCGGCUGACCCAGAUGCUGCUGCUGAGCCUGAGACCUCGGUCAGUCUGGCUUCUGUGAGCAAGACUGUCUUAGCGCCUUACAAGUGCCCAGUUCCAGGCUACAGCGGUCCGUUGGGCUGCCGAGGCACGUUGGGCGUGAAACGCAAGAUGCAAGACCUGUACUACAGAUAUCAGCCGUCCCGCUCGUACGGCAACUGCGACGAUGCUGACGACGGUGAUGAUGAUGGUGACGAUGAUGAACGGCGCCGCCAGCUGGCCCAGUACGGCGAGGCUAGCGAGGCCACGACUGUUGCUGGUGGCUGCAGCCGAGGACCGCCGACGUUGUUCCGACCCAUAGAGUUUGAAGAGGGCGACGACGAUGGCGACCGUACGGCAGCAAGCCCGAUGGCCGCGACGGCGACAUCCACUCGUAGGCCAGCACCGGCGGCUGCAGUAGCGCCGCCGCCGCCGCCCCGCAAUCGCGGCCCGCAAAUCAUUCCGCAGCUCCGACGGAGCAGCAGUAAGGUCGUACGGGUCGGGGGCCUGGCGGAGGCAGCCGCCGCGUUGGCGACUGGCGGCGCGAUUGCACCGCCGCCACUGCCGGCUCCUCUGCUAGUCAACACACCGCCGCCGCUGACGUCAGAGACCGGCGAGCCGCUGACUACGGGUCUACGGGAAAUGGAAGACUUCCUGUCCAGCCUGACGGCGGCGGCGGCGGUGCCGGUGCCGCCGCCGCCGCCGCCCCCGCUGCCGCAGCUAGCAACAGGACCAACGGCUCCAACACAAGACCUGCUGGGCAGCCGGCGCUCACUUCGCCAAGCCCGACUCCCACUGCGCUCACCUGAUACGGCAGAUGCCGCCGCCACCGCCGCAGUCGUCGAUGUGACCAUGGGGCUUCGGCAACAUGGCGGCGCAGCGGUCGACGGCGCGGCGGUGGAGGCCGCCGGGGCCGCCGUCGGCAGCAUGGACACAGGUACCCACUUCCGGCCGCCGUCACCGGUGCAGCCGUCGUCGCCACCUCCAAGAUUUGUGCUGGCGGCCUCGCCAGCGGCGGCGUCACCCUUUCCCGGUCCCGCAGGCGACCGCAGCGCGACCACGCCGCUGGCGGAGACUGCGGAGACAUUGGGCUUUUGUAGCCCGGCGGCGGCGGCGGCGGCGUUGCGGCGGCCAUUGACCUUUGAUGCCCGCGUGGGUUUGUCUGGGCUGCCGUCCCCGUCGCCGUCGGCAGCCGAGUCACUGCGUCAUGCCGACGGCGACGGCGGGCCCCGAUCAGACGAUGGCGGGAGUCAGGCGUCAGCGGCGUCCUGGCCAGUGGCAACGGAGCCGCCCGGGGAUCCGCCGACGGAUGCCGUACAGCCUUUAAACGCUGCCGCCGCGGCGGGUGCAGCCACGGAGGAUCAUGACACAACCGAACAGAUCACAGGUUGUGGCGGCAGCGAUGACGUACCUGCCGCCAGGAGUGCGCCGCCGCCGCCUGGCUCGCCGAUAAGGAUGGUGUGUGAGGACGCGCAGGGUGCUACCAAACGCGCUCUGGAUAAGCCUUCGGAGCAGAAACAUGAACAUGUGACCAUGUCCCGGUCCCCGUCUCGGUCCAAAGGUUCUAUCGCAGAUGAAGGUCAUAGUGGCGGAAGCGACGGGAAGAGCGGCGGCGGCGGCGGUGACAGUCGUACUGUUGCUCCUGCCGCUGUCGUUGCGGAUGAUGAUGCCGCUGCAGACGCAUAUGGACAAGAGGUUCCUUUCGGGAGCGGCGGUGACGGGGAGGAUGGAGGUGACGGGGACGCGGUGCGCAGUCGCAGUACGAUUAUGUUGGCAGGGCGACGAGUACUACAGCCGCCGUCACUCGGGAUGGAGGACAGGGGCGGCGGCGGUGGCGGCGGCGCUGCUGUCGCCUCCGUGGCGGUGAUACGAGGCAGGCAGGAUGGGUUGUUGUCCAGGCAAGAUGACGCCGGCGGCGAAAGCUCAGCGCUGCCACCAGCGGAGGCGGCGGCGGAGGCGCCAUCGCUGGCGGUUGUGUCAGGCACCGCCGCAGCCGACGGCGGUGGAACGAGCCUUCUUGGCUUGCACGCUGCAGAGGUGCCAACGGCUGGGGUGGCCAACAUUCGAAAAUACGGCGAAAGUGGUCAUGGGGGCGAUGGGGGCGGGGACGAAAGUGACGGCGGCAGCGGUGCCGCUGCCGCCUCCACCGAGCGGGAGGUGGCCGCAGGGGCUGAGGAGCAGUUGGUUUCGGAGCCCUACACAGCCAGCCUCGCGUGGUCCCGGAAUCUUUACCAUUAUCCUCCUGAUGCUGCCUCUAGCAUCAGUCUUCGGCAUGCUAGACUGUUCUUCGCUGUGAGCGCUCUGCGAGAUUCAGAGACACCGCUGGCGAGCCCUGUGAGCGGUGCACCGCUGGCGAGCCUCAGCACCGCUGGCGAGCCUCAGCACCGCUGGCGAGCCUCAGCACCGCUGGCGAGCCCUCGGCGAGGGUCAAGCUCCAGCGACGAGGACGGCCUUCACCUUUGCACCGACCUCGAAGACGACGUUUUAGACCAACAGCAAAAGGCUCUUCGAACAUCACCAGAGACUUCAGUUUCACAGGAGCAUAAUAAUGAAAAUGAGUCGCCUCAGCAACAACAGCAGCAGAAACAGAAAAAGCAAGGAGGAGCGCAUGGUUCCAAUUCGGUGGUUCGCGGCGCGCGACAGCACCAGCAGCAGCACCAGCACCUGCACCACCAACACGCCUCCAAGGCCGCUGCCGCCAACAAAUCUCAAACAGGCGCUGUCGGCAGCACCACCGACACCCAUCAGAACUGUGGUCGCAGCAGCAGCGGCAGCGGCAGCAGGCGAGCGGGGUCCUGUCUUGGCCUCAUGGGUCGCCGGCCGUUGGGGCUGUUGUUAUCGCCCUCACCCCCCGCCGGUGGGGCGCAUGCGGGUCACCAAGGCGGGGAGCGGGGAGCGCCCCUCAACACCAAGCCGCAGCCGUACAAGUGCCCAGUUCCCAACUACCGAGGGCAGCUGGGGGCGCGAGGCACUCUGGGCAUGAAGCGAGCUCCCCUGGCGCCGCUGCAGCAGCUGAUGGGGCAGCUGAAGACGGUCAUAUCACCGGAGCGGGGCAACACGCGCAUGAGACAUAAACCUAUCCAAAGAACGUCGAACGACUCUCAGACUCUCAUGUGGCGGCGACAUCUAUAGAGGUAGCUACCUCCUGAACCCGGGAAGAUCCCUGCAGGUUCAGCUGACUAGUUUCCCCCUACACCAAGCACUAUCCCUUCUGAGGUCCGAGCUCCCAAGGCCACACUACUAGGCUAAAAGACUCGACCGAACCAACCCCGUCCCGGCCCGCCGGCUGUCCAGCCGCCCCUCAGCGGCCGUUUGCCACAAGCCUGCAGCUGGCAGAGCCUGGCGCGGAGGCGUCUGCGAUUGACCGGCGAAAAAGGGAAAGGGAAACUUGUUAAUCCAUGAUUGAUUUCUUUUCAGAACUAGCCAGAGACACAAUGGAUUUCAAGCUAAAUUGCGUUCCCCAAUCCACUUCGAACU
Molecule: messenger RNA, 3603 nt
Organism: Volvox carteri f. nagariensis
Lineage: Eukaryota; Viridiplantae; Chlorophyta; Chlorophyceae; Chlamydomonadales; Volvocaceae
Exons: 8
Coding region: 1-3258 (1085 amino acids)
Source: RefSeq, a predicted model, not a curated record